AUGCACUCUCUCUCUCUCUCAUAUAUAAUGGACACUAGCUCUGAAAUGACGCAAAUUCCAAGAAAUAUAAAAUGUCACUGUGCUAAAAGAGUAGGGACCUAUGGAAGUCAAGUGAUCAAUGGAGUCUUAGCUCAGGUCUGUCUCAUGAUGAGUCCCUGAGCUCAUCCUCUGAAUAUUACUGCUGUUCCAAAAUGCAUAAUUAGGAUUUAAAUAUUCAGCAACUGGCCGAAUCACCACAUUGUUUCUAUGACCUGUAGCAUGGUAGGAAAGGCCAAGUGGAAGCCACUAGAAUCAGGUCAUAAGAAUACAGUAAACCAAAAUCAAUACUGAAUUUCUGGAAGUAUUACAGAGAUUAGCAGCAUCAUCAAAGACUUGAAGAAUGCAGGAACGAUGACUUCCACCACAUCCCCAUUCAACUCACUUAUUCAGCCUGUGAAGAAAACAGAUAGUUCUUGGAGAAUAACAGUGGAUUAUCAUAAACUUUACCAGGUGGUGACUCCAACUGCAGCUGCUCUUCCAAAUGUGGUUUCCUCACUUGAGCAAAUUAACACAUCCCCUGGUACCUGGUGUGUAGUCAUUGAUCUGGAAAAAGCUUUUUUCUCCAUACCUAUUAGUAAAGACCAUUGGAAGCAGUUUGCUUUUUGCUGGCAAAACCAGAAAUAUACCUUCACUGUCUUACUUCAGGGGUUUAUCAAUUCUCCAGCCAUAUGUCAUAAUUUAGUCUGCAAGGACCUUGACUGCCUCUCUUUUCCACGAGAGAUUACAAUGGUCCAUUACAAUGAUGAUAUUGUGCUGAUUGGAACCAGAAAAGAAGCACAAUGCCUCAUUGGUCUCUGUAGUUGGAGGCAACAUAUUCUUUAUUUGGGUGUGCUACUCGGGCCCAUCUACCAACUAACUAGAAAAGCUGCCAGUUUUGAGUGGGCCCAGAACGAGAGAAGUUUCUGCAACAAGUCUACACUGUUUGUAAGCUGCUCUGCCACUUGGGAAUAUGGAUCCAGCAAUCCAGUGGUGCUUGAAUUGUCAGUGGCAGAUGAAGAUACUGCUUGGAGCCUCUGGCCCUCAAUAGGCCAAUCACGGCUCAGACCCUUAGAAUUUUAGAGCAAAUACCUACCAUCUUCUGCAGAUAAUUACUUUCCAUUUGAGAAAAAGGUUUUGGCUUGCUGUUGGGUCUUCAUAGAGACCGAAUGCUUAAAUGGGCACCAAGUGGCCAUGUGACCUGAGUUGCCCAUCACAACCUGGGUCAUUCCAUCACCAAAUGGUCACCUUAUAUGACAUCAGUCUCAAGCAGGCCCUGAAGGCACAAGGUAGUUACAUGAGGAAUUAGCCCAAAUACCCAUGGCUCCCACUCCUGCUACAUUACCUUCAUAA
This is a messenger RNA of Ailuropoda melanoleuca (giant panda), 1368 nucleotides long. RefSeq lists its product as uncharacterized. The record is from RefSeq and is a predicted model, not a curated record. NCBI's taxonomy places the organism in Eukaryota, Metazoa, Chordata, Mammalia, Carnivora, Ursidae.